Molecule: messenger RNA, 330 nt
Organism: Mauremys reevesii (Reeves's turtle)
Lineage: Eukaryota; Metazoa; Chordata; Testudines; Geoemydidae
Gene: MRPL36
Product: mitochondrial ribosomal protein L36
Exons: 1
Coding region: 1-330 (109 amino acids)
Biological process (GO): ribosome biogenesis; translation
Cellular component (GO): ribosome; mitochondrial large ribosomal subunit
Molecular function (GO): structural constituent of ribosome
Source: RefSeq, a predicted model, not a curated record
AUGGCGGCGCUGCUGGUGAAGACCCUGUUGGCGGCUGCCGCCGCCCCGCUGCGUUACCUCCGGCCCUGCGCGGCCCCGCGCCUGCCCUUCUCGUCCCUGGGCUUCGGACACGUCCUACCGACCGCGCCGGCGUUGGCCGCCAAGCAGCGCGGCCUGGUAGGUCAGCCGCUGCUUGCAAGCAGCCAGCUUCCAGGCGGCCAGACUGUCAUGGGGAUGAAAACAAAAGGUGUCAUCAAAAGGCGCUGUAAGGACUGUUUUAUUGUUCGCAGACGUGGACGAUUAUUUGUGUACUGUAAAACUCAUCCCAGACACAAGCAACGACAGGCAUAA